GUGCUAUCUUCCACAUGGCCUCCACGACGCUGGAGUUGUGCGCCUGAUCGCCAAACCUCAAUGAACGAAAAAGACGCAGUUGAUGCGCCGCUCGCACUUUAUCAGGGAUAGACAUGGGCAAAAGCAAGACGAACAGAUUCAAACGCCCCCAGUUCAACUCGGUCGGGCUGCCGGUAAACGCUGUGAAGGAGGUCCAGGUUGAUGAAGACGACCACGAUGAAGCUGCUGGCUGCCCAGCUGGGGACUUACUGGAGAAAUUACAGAGUCCCAGUGCUGACGUGCGGGAGUUUGCGUGUGCCAGCAUUUCUCGGGUGGUACAGCAGAGCCAGACCAUCCCUGGGUUCCUGCAGAGGGACGCUGUGAGGCGGCUGGGGCCCAUGCUGCUGGACCGCAGCCUGGCUGUCAGGGAGACCGCUGCUGGGGCACUCAGGAAUCUGAGUGCAUGUGGAGGUUAUGAGGUAUGUGAAGACAUGGUGAAGCAUGACGUCAUGACUCCCCUGACAGCGCUGCUCAGAGAGUGCUGUGCCGGUUUUGAAAGCAGCGCCCUGUCGAUGAAAGAGCAGAAGAAUCAAGUGGAAGAUAUUGCUAACGAGGCUGUGAACGUACUGUGGAAUCUGUGUGAGAGCAGCAGCCAAGCGCUGUCUGUGUUCAACAAAGCCGGCCUCCUGGAUGUGGUUUUACAGUGUGUGGAGAGACACCCACACAACGUGGAGCUGGCCAUAUCUGCUGCUCACUGUUUGCACACUGUGACUGAGGAUAACCCAGAGCUGCUAUGUAGCUUGAACACUGCUGUGCUGGGAGCACUGGAGAAUGUGCUGCAGUCAUCUCAGCCAGACACGGCACACACUCUCCUCAGGACACUGGCCGCAGGCACAGUAUGGAAUAUGAAGAGUAGCCUGCCUGCCGCCCGCCAGGCUCAGACGCUCAAUGCUGUGGCGGCCAUCUUGUCUAAAAGCCUGGAUCUGGACGCAGGUACGUUGAUCCCUGAGCUAAGACAGGCCGCAGAGGCUCGCCGUGACAGCGCUCCAGCCUCAACAGACGUGGAGGACCAGGCUGCAGAAGACCUCGCCGCGGUGGAGAUGGAUGAAGAGGCGGAGGAGGCAGAGGAGCCAGUGAGACACAAGAGGAACGGAAAGGCUUUGAAGAUGGAUAAUGACUUCACCGACCUCUUGCCUAGGGGCAAGGAGGAGCUGAGGGAGGCGACGGCCUUGCUGACAGCCCAGCAAACGUCCCUGGAGAUCAUCGUCAACAUGUGCUGCUCUGACGACCCCUCUGAUGAUGAGUGGGAGGAGACAUCAAGCAGUGAUGAAAGCGAGAUGGGUCCUGAUACCCUCUGCGAUGGACUCUCCAGCCUGAUGUCCCCCCUAUGUUUGUCGGCUGAAGUUCACGGAGCCCUGAUAAACCACAGCAUCCCAGAAAAGGUCCUCAAAAAGACUGAGUUCCCCAGCAGGGAGGCCAUGGAUGUGUGCCAUCAGAAUCCCUCCUGGAAAUGCCUGAUAAAAAAGAUGCAGAGGGUUCAGUACCGGGCGCUGACGUGUCUCCAUAACAUCCUCUCCUCCAUGGACGCGGAGUCCCUUGGUGGAGCCGCAGCCCUGCAGGGCGUUGCACAGCACCUGUCCACUCUGGUCUUUGGAGCUGCAGAGAUACCAAAGGAGGAAGAGUUCCUGGAAGCUGUCACCAGUGCCAUGCGGUCACUCUUACAGAUGAUUGCAACAAAAAACAUCCCCCAGUGUAUGAGCCCCCAGCAGCUGAUGAGCUUGAGUGAAGCAGCCACCCAGUGCAAUGUCGUCAGCGUGAGGGUCAAUGCCUUGGCCAUUCUGGGCAUCACAGGCAGCAUGUUGGCCAAAGAGAAGGGCACCGCUGAAACCCUACAGAUGAUUGGACAUGCCUUACUCCAAGUUGCCUCAAAAGAUGCCAACCUUGUUGUAAAUGGGGAAGCCCUAGAUGCCCUGUUUGACGUUUUUGCGGAUGGGGAGGAGGCGGAGACAGCAGCUAAAAACAUCCAACUACUGCCUGCGCUGAAGGCUCUUCAACCUGUUUUCAAAGCCAAGAUCCGUAAAGAAGGAAGAGGGAAGUACAGCCCCGAGCAGCUGUGUGUGCUGGACAACAUCAAAGUCAACUUGAGGAGAUUCAUCGGUUACCUAGAGAAGGUGGUGAAAAAAUGAGAGAACUUUACAGCACCUCCCAGUCCCACCAUCUGAACCUGACUGGCUCACAGUGUGUGGACAGACAUGCCGGCAGAGCCAUGGUGGAACACCACAGUAUGGUUGUGAAACCAUCCAGUAUUUAUUACAUUGGUAGUAAAAGGUUUGUAUUUGCUUGGUUUCAUUUUUUUCUAUUGUCAAAAUAAUGAUUAACUAUUACACUUUCAUAGUUUCAGAAUUUGUGCAGAGCAAAAUGAGAUGGACCCUAACAAGAGUAUGUUGCACAGUAGGAAGAUUUUUGUGCUACAUAUACAUUUAUUCAUUUUGAUGUUCUUCAUUUUAAUGAAGCUGGUUGUGACGUUUAAAUAUGUACACUCGGGGUACUUUCAUGUCUUCAGUAACAAAUAUGUUUAAGGAUCUAAUAUGUAGCGAUGACAGCCUUCUUGGUUUUGAUAUCAGUGCUUUCUUCAGGCUUGCCCCACAUUGCAAAGAGUUCAAACAUUAAUGUCUGCUUUUGCUGACCCUGACGAGGAGGAAGAGGUAGAGCUAUACAAAGUGCCCAUUGCAGUGCCCUCAAGGAUGGAUUACAGUGAUAGCUAUAUGAAAAAAAGAUUUAUCUUGAUUUUGUUACACGGUUGCCUAAGGAAAAACAAGAUUACAGUAGAUGACAUGACCUUCCAGUAAUUGACAAAACUGAAAGGAUUUGUCAUAUUCACUGGCAAGUUUAUGAUAAGGUAAAUUUGUUAAGAGAAAAGGAUUUUCUGUUUACUGAAGCUGUUUUAUGUUUAAUUAUAUUUUUGCUGCAAGAAAUGAGUGCAUAUUCUCUACUUAUGCUCCCUUCACCUCCCGUCUCUUCAGCAGGAUCAAUUAAACACUCUGUGAAGCAUUACUCUACUUUCAUGUAAUGAGUGUUAAUAGUUCUGUUGUAAGUGUAAAUGUGAUGACUUUCUGUCUGCAAGUCACCAAAUUAUUUUGUUCCAUUUGAAUGUCCCUGUUGGUUGCCACACCAGUCAACAACACUAUGACAACUCUUGGCAGGAACUCUGUCCAAGAAUGUUGACUGUAGCGAAACAGAAAUGAAAAUGGGCGAAAUCGCUAAAAUCUCACUAAUACCAAAGAAUCUAAAAUUGGUGCAAAAUAAGUCUAAGCCAGCAGGACUGAAUGAUGUCAAUCCUGGAUACUGCCAUCAUUUUUUUUUUUUUUUUUUUUUUUUUUACAUCUAUUCCAUUGUUGAUCAUACUUUUCAUCCCUCACAGAAUUAUUGGCCGUUAUAUAUUCAGGGAGUUGUUAAGAUGGAAUGGUGAAUUUGCACGCAAGUGCCAUUUACCUAAAUGUUAACACUCAGAGUGAGUAUUUCCUCUGUUGUAGAACUCCUUGGCUUGGAUUUCACAUGAUUUUCAGGGAAAUGUCAAUACAGUUGCUCCUCAUUACAAUAAAACCAUAUUUUAGAGUUGAAUUAUAGGGAGAAUAUGUCAUCAAGCUUUGUAUCAAAGGCUUUUCGUGAAUAAAUCCUGAUUCCUUA
Myripristis murdjan (pinecone soldierfish) is the source of this 3666-nucleotide messenger RNA. It is a transcript of the gene heatr3, whose product is annotated as HEAT repeat containing 3. The transcript has 15 exons. NCBI's taxonomy places the organism in Eukaryota, Metazoa, Chordata, Actinopteri, Holocentriformes, Holocentridae. The record is from RefSeq and is a predicted model, not a curated record. Bases 114 to 2165 code for a protein of 683 amino acids. Gene Ontology annotation, biological process: protein import into nucleus; ribosomal large subunit biogenesis.